AUGCAGCAGACGCCAGUGUUGCAGACGGCCCUGCAUCGCUUUGGCCCCUGUCUCCCUACCAUCAGACUGGACCGGCUCCGCAUGGCAAAAGCUCUGGUGGAGAAGGCGGUCAAGACUCACCGGAUCUUCUCCAUCUUGGGUCGGUACCCAGUAAUCCGUGCGGCGCUCCGGUCCCGGGGCUGGGUGGAGAAGCGUUUGUCUGGUCGCCUCCACAGAUCCUCGGCCCACAGCCAGGGGGGAGAGUGCGAGGACGGGCAGGAGGGGGACACCAGCCCCGAAUCAGCUGAAGCUGCAGAGGAAGAAGAAAUCCACGACGACAUGAGUGAGAUCAUGUCUCGUAUGGUCCGUAACGAGCUCACCUACUUCUUCUGGAGCACACGCAGAGACGCCGUCGAGUGCCACGCACUGCGUAAGGAGCAGAUGGUUAACCACUACGAGAAGGCGGCGGCGUUCACCACCAAGGUGGGUCUGAGCGUGAGCCUCAGGAGCCUGCAGUGGUUCGACUCCGCGGAUCCAGACACCUUCUUCCCCCGAAGUUACGUCCUGGGAGCCGAGGACGACAAGCACGCCUUUAUAGAGGACUUCCGGAGGACGGCCUGCACCAGUCUGCUGCAGCAUGUGGUGGAGAGCCAGAACUCGGAACCCCCCAGGACCCCGCUGUCAGACUCCUGCAGCAGCAGCGUGAGCUCUGGGAUCAUCGAGACGGCUCUGCUCGUGUGCCAAGACUUUCUGAUCGAUCUGGACCACGGCAACAUUGACCGGGCGGCUGAGUCCGAGACCGAGACCAGAGAGGAGCAGCAGUGGGAACACUUCCUUCAGCAGUACCACCUGGUCGUCCAUGACGGAGCAGAGAUCCAAGGCUCAGGGCGCUUUGUGGAGCAGUGCGUCCAGAUGCUGAGCAGACUGCGGCGCGUCUGUCCACAGCUGCACACGGACGGAGUCAACAACAUCUGGAUCAUCAAACCAGGGGCCAAGUCCAGGGGCCGAGGGAUCAUCUGUCUGAACCGUCUGGACGACAUCCUGGUUCUGGUGGAGCAGGAGCGCGCGGUGCUCCGGGACAGCCGCUGGGUGGUGCAGAAGUACCUGGAGCGCCCUCUGCUGGUGCACGGCUGUAAGUUCGACGUGCGGCAGUGGUUCCUGGUGACGGACUGGAACCCUCUGACGGUGUGGUUCUACGGAGAGUGUUACCUGCGCUUCAGCACUCAGCCGUACUCCACCAAGAACCUGCACAGCUCGGUGCACCUGUGCAACAACUCCAUCCAGAAGCACUUCCAGCCGUCCCCGGACAGGCACCCGGAGCUACCCAAGGACAACAUGUGGUCGUGUGGGCAGUUCCGGAGCUUCCUGCGGGGUCAGAACCGCGAGGAGCAGUGGGAGGCGGUGGUGGUGCCGGGGAUGAAGCAGGCGCUGGUGCGUGCGCUGCAGACCGCACAGGACUCAGUGGUGCAGCGCAAAAACAGUUUUGAGCUUUACGGAGCCGACUUCAUGCUGGGGCAGGACCUGAGGCCGUGGCUCCUGGAGAUCAACUCUAGCCCCACCAUGAGCUGCAGCACGGAAGUGACGGCGCGCCUCUGCCCUGCCGUGCAGGCCGACACACUGCGGGUGGUGCUGGACCGAAGGAACAACCUCCAUGCACACACCGGCGGCUUUACUCUCAUCUACAAACAGGCUGCAGUGGAGCGGCCGCAGUACGUGGGGAUGAACCUUCUCAUCGAGGGCGCUCCCAUCAGACGUCACAGGCCUCAGCUCAAGCCCCCUGCCCCAGCCCAGUCUCCCGAUGCCCCUGAGUCUGCCCCAGUCCUGCCUCCCCCUACCGCUGCCUCAGCCACCUUUCCCGAUGCCCCAGCCUCAGCCCAGUCGCCCCCCACCUCUGCCUCAGCCCCGUCCUGUCCAAGGGAGCCCCAGAUCACCCACAACCCAGCGGUGCUCAAGGCCCACACCCUGGCUGUCAUGAUCCAGUCCAACAAAGAGAACCAGUCGGAGAAGAGAAGGAAGAAACUGAGCCGGAGCGGAGGACCCGAGAGGAGAGCCGCUGCUAAGCUGGCCCACCACCGCUGCAUGGUUCCCCCAGAGCUGCCCCUCAUCACCCACGCGGAGCCCCAGAGGAAGGCCCGUCGUGUGGGCUACAGCUCGUCCACUGCGCCCCUUGUCCCGCGGAGCCUGUCCUUCUCCUGCAGCCCUACAAACACAACUACUGCUGCUGCUGUUGCCGCUCCCCAGACCAGAGGAGCCCACGUGAACCCGGGCCUCUGCUUCAGCCUCCCGCACACACAGCCACAGCGGGCCGCCCUGGUGCUCCCCUCCAUACGGGUCAUCAGCCUCAGAGCACAGAGCCACAAGUGUCGCUCCAGCGCGCUCACAAAACAGCUGUUUCUGCUUCCAUUGGAGCAAAGUAAGUGA
Knipowitschia caucasica is the source of this 2400-nucleotide messenger RNA. The record is from the annotation of a GenBank genome assembly. NCBI's taxonomy places the organism in Eukaryota, Metazoa, Chordata, Actinopteri, Gobiiformes, Gobiidae.